Trichosporon asahii var. asahii CBS 2479 is the source of this 531-nucleotide messenger RNA. RefSeq names its product transport-related protein. Bases 1 to 531 code for a protein of 176 amino acids. The record is from RefSeq and is a predicted model, not a curated record. Lineage: Eukaryota; Fungi; Basidiomycota; Tremellomycetes; Trichosporonales; Trichosporonaceae. The transcript is spliced from 2 exons. Gene Ontology annotation, cellular component: Golgi membrane.
AUGCUCCUCCUCAUCGCCGGCUUCAUCUCCGCCGCCGGCCUAGUGUGGGGAUUCAUCUACAGCCUGUCCUGGCCCUCGACAUUGGCCCUAGUGCUCAAGAUGAUCUUCCGCGACUUUAUAGCUCUCGCCCUUUUGUCAGCGUUCAUCUUCUACCAGACCGCCAACAGGCUCCUCCUCUCGACCUCGGCGACGGGACAACGAGAGAAAGUCGAGUUCGCAUACGCCUUCGACGUGGCCGUGAACGCCUUCUGGCCCCUGUUCCUCACGCUCUACUUGGGUCUGCUGCCUCUUGCCGCGCUCGUCGUGCGGCGCAACUGGGCAAGUCUGUUCCUCGGCAAUUCCCUGUUUUUGCUGGCGCUCGGGCAGUAUGUGUAUGUGACGUAUCUGGGAUACUCGGCGCUUCCCUUUGUCGCCCGCGCCGAGUUGUUUCUGGCGCCCCUGCUCCCGCUCGUCGUUGGGUGGGUGCUUAGCUUGCUCGGGCUCAAUGUGGCGCGCUGGGCACUCGAGACGUACUUUGGUCGUCCUUGGUAG